CAUUUUUUCACGGCAAGGGGUCAGCCUCUUCUCACUACUGGUCAGGAGGCACCUGGGCGAAGCUGCUCUGAACGUGAACACCAACUCCAACUCUAGAGCAGACUACCAGGCCUACGUGGAGCUGAACGUGCUGAUGAAGGACCAGAACCAGCAGGGCUACUGGCAGGAGGCUGGGCGAUGGGCGGGGUACGAGGAGAACUACGACCCAGAGGCAGGGGGCUGGGGCCCCUCGCAUAUCUCCUACCUGACCUUUAAGAGCCUGAUCCAGUUGCACAAGACCAUGAGCACAGGUGUGGUGAUGCUGGACCGGGAGGAGCGCACACUGAACAGUAUUGUUGAGAAGGUAGCGGACGAGCUGGUAAACAAGAAUGAGAUCCAGCCAGGUGACCGAGAGGGCCUGCUGAGGUCACUGCUGCAGAGCCGCAGCCAAUCAGACCCAAAAGAGACCCAGGCACUGAGCUCUGGGUUGGAGAUUGAGACCUUCUCUGUUACAGAGAGGAGAGAUGGAUCUGACGUUGUGGAAGCCUCUAUGGUUCUUGCAGGGGCUCUGGACUUCCUGCUGAAGCCCACUGUAGCUUUUGUGAGACUAAAAGAGGCAGUGGUGCUGGAUUCUGCCCUGGAGGUGCCGGCGCCGGUCCGGUUUGUCUUUGUGCUGGUGGGGCCCGGUCAGAGCGGCAUGGACUACCACGAGACAGGGCGUGCCAUGGCAACAUUAAUGGCCGAUAAGGUGUUCAACUCGGCAGCAGUCCACGCCCAGGGGGAGCGCGAGCUGACGGAUGCCAUCGCAGGCUUCAUGGACUGCAGCAUAGUGAUCCCGCCAACCGAGAUUCAGAACGAGUCUAUGCUGAAGCCUAUCAUAGGCUUCCAGAAGAAGCUGCUGCAGGACCGCCUCCACAACACAGAACCCCACCUGAGCCUCAACAUCAAGCCUCGCAGGAUUUCCAAAGCUGACGGGCCACCGCCAGAGGACCCUCUGGCACGCACAGGAAGGCCGUUCGGUGGAAUGUUCAGGGACAUGAAGAGAUACCGUUACUACCUCAGCGACAUCACUGACGCAAUGAACGCCCAGGUCCUGGCUGCUAUCAUCUUCAUCUACUUUGCCGCUCUGUCCCCCGCCAUCACCUUUGGAGGCCUGCUUGCUGACAAGACAGAAAACAUGAUGGGUGUGUCUGAGCUGAUGAUCUCCACUGCUAUCCAGGGCAUCAUCUUUUGCUUCAUUGCUGCCCAACCGGUCCUGGUCAUCGGCUUCUCAGGUCCCCUGCUGGUGUUUGAGGAGGCCUUCUUUGCAUUCUGUAAGUCACAGGGGAUCGAGUACAUCGUGGGCAGAGUGUGGGUGGGUAUCUGGCUGGUGGCCAUCGUAGUGGCUAUCGUUGCCGUCGAAGGAAGCUUCCUCGUCAGGUUCAUCUCACGCUUCACGCAAGAGAUCUUCUCCAUUCUCAUCUCUCUCAUCUUCAUCUACGAGACCUUUGCCAAGCUCAUAAAGAUUUUCAAAGCCCACCCUCUGAUUCUGAACUACGCGCAUCUGAAUGGCACCGUCGAGGAUCCUUUCCACGCUGUUUUUGAACACCAGCACAAUGCUACAGGAAACGUAACCACCCUUGUGCUCCCCGAGCACAGGGCUUACCCCAACACUGCUUUGCUCUCCAUGUGCCUCAUGUUCGGGUGCUUCUUCAUUGCAUUCUUCCUCAGGCAGUUCAAGAAUGGACAGUUUCUGCCUGGCAAAGUCCGUCGCUUGCUCGGAGAUUUUGGUGUACCGAUUGCCAUUUUCGUCAUGGUUGCUGUGGACAUUAACAUUGAUGAUACCUAUACUCAGAAAUUGGUGGUGCCAAAGGGUCUGCAGGUGUCCAACCCAGCUGAAAGGGGUUGGAUCAUCAACCCUCUGGGGAUACAUAAAUCCUUUCCCGUCUGGAUGAUGUUCGCCUGUGUAGUCCCAGCCUUGCUUGUCUUUAUCCUCAUUUUCCUGGAGUCCCAGAUCACCACGCUAAUUGUGAGCAAGCCAGAAAGAAAGAUGGCCAAAGGCUCUGGUUUCCAUUUGGACCUGCUGAUCCUGGUCAGUAUGGGGGGCCUGAGUGCCAUAUUUGGUAUGCCUUGGCUGAGUGCUGCCACAGUGCGUUCUGUCACCCACGCCAACGCCCUCACCGUCAUGAGCAAGGGACCAAAGCCUGAAAUUGAGAAAGUGUUGGAGCAGAGGAUCAGUGGAAUUCUGGUGGCCUUGCUAGUUGGCCUGUCCAUUCUAAUGGAGCCCAUCCUUAAGAUGAUCCCCAUGACUGCUCUGUUUGGGAUCUUCCUCUACAUGGGUAUCACCUCGCUCAAUGGGAUCCAGCUAUGGGACCGCAUUCGGCUGCUAUUCAUCCCCAAGAAAUAUCACCCACAGGAGCCCUAUGCUACCCGGGUGAAGACCAGCCGGAUGCACAUGUUCACUGUAAUCCAAAUAGCGUGCUUGGUGAUGCUGUGGGUGGUGAAAUCCAGCAAAGCCUCCCUCGCCCUGCCCUUUGUCCUCAUCCUCACCAUCCCCUUGCGAAUGUUCAUGACAAGCUACGUCUUCACUGACCUGGAGAUGAAAUGUUUGGAUGCUGAUGAUGCCAAAGUGACAUUUGAGGAGGAACCAGGCCAGGAUGUGUACAACGAGUCCCAGAUGCCAUUGUAGUCCCCUUCUACUCUUCAAAAACAUGAGAGCCCUAUCCCAAAC
Anguilla rostrata (American eel) is the source of this 2689-nucleotide messenger RNA. Its product is annotated as band 3 anion exchange protein-like. The record is from RefSeq and is a predicted model, not a curated record. The coding region runs from base 134 to 2647 and encodes 837 amino acids. NCBI's taxonomy places the organism in Eukaryota, Metazoa, Chordata, Actinopteri, Anguilliformes, Anguillidae. The transcript has 18 exons. Gene Ontology annotation, molecular function: solute:inorganic anion antiporter activity; monoatomic anion transmembrane transporter activity; bicarbonate transmembrane transporter activity. Gene Ontology annotation, cellular component: plasma membrane; basolateral plasma membrane. Gene Ontology annotation, biological process: bicarbonate transport; regulation of intracellular pH; transmembrane transport.